Messenger RNA from Microthlaspi erraticum, 921 nucleotides. The record is from the annotation of a GenBank genome assembly. Lineage: Eukaryota; Viridiplantae; Streptophyta; Magnoliopsida; Brassicales; Brassicaceae.
AUGUUUCAGAGCGAUGGUGGAGGAGAAUUCAUCAGUAAAGCUUUCUUGCAACAUCUGCAAAACAGUGGGAUUCAACACUUGGUUUCAUGUCCACAUACACCUCAACAGAAUGGUCUUGUGGAGAGAAAGCAUCGGUAUCUCACAGAGUUAGGUUUGUCCAUGAUGUUUCAAAGAAAAAUGCCUGCAAAAUAUUGGGUGGAAGCAUUUUUUACUUCCAACUACUUGACAAAUCUCCUGCCUACCUUUGCUUUGCAAGACAAUGCUUCGCCGUAUCAGAAGAUGUUUGGCUCUAUUCCGGUUUAUACAGCUCUGAGAACGUUUGGCUGUGCUUGUUAUCCCACCUUGAGAGACUAUAUGAGUCAUAAAUUUGAUCCCAAGUCCCUCAAAUGUGUGUUUCUUGGUUAUUCAGCUAAGCACAAAGGCUAUAGAUGUCUAUAUCCUCCGACUGGACGGGUUUAUCUUAGUCGGCAUGUGAUAUUUGAUGAGUCAGUAUUCCCCUUUCAAAACGUCUAUAGUACCUAUCAUUCUCCUGCUAAUACAAAUUUAUCAAAGGCGUGGCAACAAAGUUUUGUUCCUUCAUCGAACAAUACUACAUCCACGCACAGAAAUUCAUCAAGUGUGGCUCCAACUACUUCCUCUCCAGUGUCCGCAAAGGUACCGAUAGUUCAAGACGAGUUGCAUUCUGAACUUCAUGACUUGUCUACCUCACCAGAGGAUACAUGUAUUGGGCGUACGCCAUGCUUAGAUCAUGAUGCUAUAGGCGACAGCGUGUUAUCUUCUGUUGCAGGGACAGACAAUACUGAGGAUCAGUCUGAUAUACCUACACGAGAAGCCAUACCAGCUACAGCAGAGGUUCAGUCAGAAAUAUAUCUUCAGGAGAAGCAAGACCAGCAGCUGCUGCAAUUUCAAACCAUCCGAUGA